This is a messenger RNA of Aspergillus japonicus CBS 114.51, 763 nucleotides long. RefSeq lists its product as uncharacterized. Lineage: Eukaryota; Fungi; Ascomycota; Eurotiomycetes; Eurotiales; Aspergillaceae. The coding region runs from base 172 to 660 and encodes 162 amino acids. The record is from RefSeq and is a predicted model, not a curated record. The transcript has a single exon.
GCCGGUGGGUGGGUGGCUGGUGGGCGGUGAAAAAGUCCCAGUCCAGCCAGUGCUGAGUAAGAUUAGUUCUAACAAGUUAAGUAGUAAUUCUAUUUCAAGGGCUGGUUAGUUAGUUAGCUUGCACUAAAAACACGGGACUGAUAUGGAUCCCGGGUGGGGCAAUGACCAAGCAUGGAAGCAAACAACAACCAACAGGCCAGUCACACACUACCUCCAAACAAUCCAACAUCCGACUUUCCACUUGAACCACUUUCUCUUUUCAAUCAAGUCAACGGCACCGGGCCACAGGGCACAGCACCGAGGGACUGCCAGCCCACUUUGACCCGUGGCAUGUUCCAGGUUCCAAAGCAGAAACUUUCAGAAAUUCAGAGACUUCUUCCGGACCCUGAGAAUCAAUUGCUCGCGCCUUCAAUGAAUGGUCAGUGUUACAGUGAGGUGGGGCGGGCAAGUCGCGGGAUGCCGAGUGAUGGAACUUCCUUUCCAUCUUUCCCACACAAUCACACCCUGUCCCUUCGACCCCCCUCGACCCCCCCACCCCACAGGAACCCAAUCGAAAAUCUGCACUUGCUGUUCCUUCCGUACCUUGCGACGCGACUGCGUACGUAUGUAUGUAUGCACGGUUGUCCACUGCCACUCUUUUCCAGGAGGACUGCGUACUAAGUCUACCAGGGGGGCAAAAGCGGCACCACUAUUCUCAUUUCUUGCGCGCACUCACGAUAACCGAUAUACAAUAAUAGCGCAGUGGCAAAUAGCCUGAAUUACA